Messenger RNA from Carcharodon carcharias (great white shark), 2667 nucleotides. RefSeq names its product WEE1 G2 checkpoint kinase (gene wee1). The record is from RefSeq and is a predicted model, not a curated record. The transcript has 11 exons. Gene Ontology annotation, cellular component: nucleus. Lineage: Eukaryota; Metazoa; Chordata; Chondrichthyes; Lamniformes; Lamnidae. Gene Ontology annotation, biological process: protein phosphorylation; mitotic cell cycle. Gene Ontology annotation, molecular function: non-membrane spanning protein tyrosine kinase activity; magnesium ion binding; ATP binding. Bases 101 to 1960 code for a protein of 619 amino acids.
GAGGGAAUAGAGUGAGGGCCAGGAGAGGGGAGGGGGCUGAGCGAGGACCGGGCUGCCCCCAGUUUUCUGGUUUACACUGGCUUUGCAUUUUCUUCCGGCCAUGAGUUUCCGCCGAGUGUGCCUGAAGGCCGGUACCAGCCCCACUCCCGCCUUAACCUUCCCGGUACAGAAGCUCACCUUCGCGACCAGCGACGAGGAGGACGGCGGCAACAGCACCGAGGACUCGGCCUUCCAAGAGUCGCCGGACCCCGAACGCAAGUACGGCGGGGGCGCCGAGCUCGGCCAGUGCGACGAGGAGCUGGAGCUGGGGAACCUGAGCUGGGAGGACGGCUUCGUGAGCAGCCCGUCCCCGCUGAAAUCCCGGAGGCAUUACCGGGAGCGCCGGGACCUGGAGGAAUCCUCCAGUUCCCCGAUCCGGGAAAGCGGCGAGAGGGAAGAAUGCAGCUCCCCGAUCCGAGAGGGCGGAGAGCAGGAGGAGUGCAGCUCCCCUAUCCCGGACUGCCCCGAUACACCACCUCAUAAAACACUCCGAAAACUGCGACUCUUCGAUACCCCGCACACCCCCAAGAGUUUGCUGUCCAAAGCAAGGGUUAGGAGUUUCCUGAGUUCCAGCUCAGUAAGACGCCGGGGAGGGGCCCUCUUCAGGAAUGUUGAGCAGUCUGAGAGAAUGCCAUGCGAUUACAACAGGAAUAAACCCCCACAUGUCAACAUUAACCCUUUCACUCCAGACUCCAUGUAUAUCCAUUCUUCGUCUGCACAGUGCCGAAGGAGGAAGAGGACAUAUUGGGAUGGGUUUCCAUGCAGAGAUAUGAUGGACGGAAGUGAUGGGGAGCUUGAUGAUGAAAGCAUUCGGCCAGCAAAGAGAAUCCCAAUCACUGAAAGUAAUAUGAAGUCACGAUAUACAACAGAAUUUCAUGAAUUGGAGAAGAUUGGAUCUGGAGAGUUUGGCUCGGUUUUUAAGUGUGUGAAGAGACUUGAUGGUUGUAUUUAUGCAAUAAAACGCUCAAAGAAACCAUUAGCAGGUUCAGUUGAUGAACAGAAUGCUCUAAGGGAAGUCUACGCACAUGCAGUGCUGGGACAGCACACCCAUGUAGUUCGUUAUUAUUCAGCCUGGGCUGAAGAUGACCAUAUGCUCAUACAAAAUGAAUACUGUAAUGGUGGAAGCCUAUCGGACGCAAUAGCUGAAAAUUACAAGAACCAACAGUAUUUUAAUGAACCAGAACUAAGAGACCUUUUAUUACAAGUUGCUCGGGGACUAAAAUAUAUUCACGGUAUGUCCCUAGUGCAUAUGGAUAUAAAGCCAAGUAACAUUUUUAUAUCCAAAAAAUUUGUUACUAAUUCGGCAGCAGAUGAGAUGGAUGAUGAUGACAGCAUAUUGUCAACAAAUAUUGUAUACAAAAUAGGUGACCUUGGACAUGUUACUCGUGUAUCCAAUCCUCAUGUCGAGGAGGGAGAUAGUCGUUUCUUGGCCAAUGAAGUACUGCAAGAGGAUUAUAGACAUUUGCUAAAAGCAGAUAUUUUUGCUCUUGCACUCACUGUUAUAUCUGCUGCUGGCGCAGAGCCAUUGCCAACUAAUGGGGAAAAAUGGCACGAAAUUCGCCGUGGAAAGCUUCCCACAAUUCCACAAACACACUCUCAGGAAUUUAUGGAUUUAUUGAAAUUGAUGCUCCAUCCAGAUCCAGAAAAACGACCUACUGCAAGUGCUUUAAUCAGACAUUCAGUGCUGCUUCCAACUGCAAGGAAGAGUGCAGAUCAACUUCGGUUGGAACUGAAUGCAGAAAAGUUCAAAAAUGCACUUUUGCAAAAAGAACUGAAGAAGGCACAGCUGGCAAAAGCAGCAGCAGAAGAGAGAGUGUUGUUCACAGACCGAAUGACAACCAGGUCUACCAUGCAAAGUAACAGAAGUACAAGGAUCAUUGGGAAAAAAAUCAACCGUUCUGUUAGCCUUACAAUAUAUUGAAACCUUAGAGGUGAAUGAGCUGAUUUUGUUUUUUCUAAACUGGGGAUUUUUUUGAGUUGUUGCCAGUUUAGUUACCACACAACUGUAGGACCCAUUGAGAAUAUGCUUGUGUCUAAAACUUGGUUAGGCUGUUGCAUUUCUGCUGCCUUUAUGGUCUUAACUUUUAUUUUUUUGAUUUUAGUGUCCAUUUUGAAUAAAGAGGACAAAGAUCGGAAUAUCGGGACAUUUUAUUGAGUGGUUCAUGCACUGUGAAUUCUGUAAAUCUGACUAGUUUCAGAUUUACAACUCACAUUGUGUACAUCGGGAGGAUGUAAUUGAACCAUGUUAUACAUUGUACUGGGAGCACUUUGUGGACAUUGGGAGUUCCAUGGCAGAUACCAUGGAUGAACUUGUCUUGGAAAAAUUGCUGCUAUAUUAGUCAUUGUACACUUGCUGUAAAAUUCAGUUAGCAUUAUAAACAAUCAUUGCUGUACUAGAAAUAGGCUUUUUUGGAGAAAAACUUUUAAUUAUGUGAAUUAAAUGAAAUAACAGUUGUUCACUGUUUACUGCUUGUUUGGAGCAGGUUUUUUUAUUAAGCUAGUGCAUUGUAGGGAUACUUUGCACCUUUUUUUGCAGUUUGUACUUUGUAUUUUUUUUAAAAUGUAAAUUGUGGUGGUUUGUCAUUUAACUGUCUUGUCCAAUAAAUUUGUGUACAUUUGUAAAUGUAA